This is a messenger RNA of Phytophthora sojae, 3153 nucleotides long. RefSeq lists its product as hypothetical. Gene Ontology annotation, biological process: DNA-templated DNA replication; nucleotide-excision repair, DNA gap filling; base-excision repair, gap-filling. Gene Ontology annotation, cellular component: delta DNA polymerase complex. The record is from RefSeq and is a predicted model, not a curated record. Gene Ontology annotation, molecular function: nucleotide binding; DNA binding; DNA-directed DNA polymerase activity. NCBI's taxonomy places the organism in Eukaryota, Oomycota, Peronosporomycetes, Peronosporales, Peronosporaceae. The coding region runs from base 1 to 3153 and encodes 1050 amino acids. The transcript is spliced from 2 exons.
AUGGCGCCCAUCGCCACCAAGGCCAGCGCCUGGCCGCGCAAGCCCAUGGUCACCGUGGACCCGAGCGCCGACUCGGUGGCCUUCCAGUGGAUCGACAUCGACAUGUACGACGGACCGCCGCUGCCCGCGAACCCCAAGAAGGGCGCGGAGGUGCCCGGGCUCAAGGCAUCGGGCGGCGCGAGCCAGAACGCCGCCAUCAUCCGCCUCUACGGCGUCUCCAUGGAGGGCCACAGCGUGCUCAUGCACGUGCACGGCGUGCUGCCCUACUUCUACUGCGUGUGCCCCGACAACUUCGACGAGAGCAGGUGCGGCGAGGUGCGCGCCGCGCUGGACGCGGCGGUGUCGCAGCGGGACCGCGACAGCAGCAGCGCCGCGCGCGUCGUGGGCGUGCAGGUCGUGCGCGACAAGAUGUCCAUCUACGGGUACCAGUUCGACCGGUACACGACGCUCUUCAAGAUCUACCUGAGCAUGCCCAGCUACGUGCCCAAGCUGCGCAGCGCGCUGGAGGGCGGGCUCACGCUGCCCGGCUGCGACUUCCGCAACUACCAGACGUACGAGAGCAACGUGCCGUUCAUCCUGCGCUUCAUGAUCGACGAGGGCAUCCGCGGCUGCAACUGGGUGGAGGCCCCCAAGGGCGCGUACUCGGUGCGCAGCACGGCGCAGAAGAAGUCGCUGUGCCAGCUGGAGAUCGAUAUCACCUAUGACAACUUGGUCAGCCACGCCCCCGAGGGGCAGUGGGGCAAGGUGGCGCCCCUGAGGAUCCUCAGUUUUGAUAUCGAGUGCAUGGGCCGGAAGGGCCACUUCCCUGAGGCGGAGCAGGACCCCGUCAUCCAGAUCGCCAACGUUGUGCAGGAACAGGGAUCCCACACACCUAUCAUCCGCAAUGUGUUCGUGCUGGACACGUGCAAGCCCAUUGUUGGUGCCCACGUGAUGGAGUUCGAGAAGGAAGGAGAGAUGCUGGAGAAGUGGGCGCGCUUCGUGCAGGAAGUGGACCCGGACAUCAUCACGGGAUACAAUAUCGCCAACUUCGAUAUCCCGUACCUGCUCAACCGUGGCAAGGCGCUCAAGCUGCAGAACUACAAUCUCCUGGGUCGGUUGGCGAACAAGGCGGCGUUCAUGGAAAAGAAGACGUUCAGCUCUGCGCAGUACGGCAAGAGCGAAAACGUCAAGACGACAAUCCACGGCCGAUGCAUGUUCGACUUACUGCCGAUCAUGCGCCGCAGCCAGCAGCUGAGCUCGUACUCCCUGAACGCUGUGAGCGCAGCCUUCCUGGGCCAACAGAAGGAGGACGUGCCUCACGGAAUUAUCAGUGACCUGCAGCGUGGUACGGACGAUGAUCGCCAUCGUCUAGCGGUUUACUGUCUGAAGGACGCCUACUUACCGCUGCGGCUGCUUGACAAGCUCUCGUAUCUCGUCAACUUCAUUGAAAUGGCUCGUGUUUCCGGCGUGCCCAUUGAUUUCCUUAUUGAGCGCGGUCAGCAGAUUAAGGUCUUCUCCAUGCUUCUGCGCAAGUGCAAGGAUGCGUCUCUCGUCGUGCCGACGCUGCCUCGCUCCCAGAACAACGAAGAUGCAGGCUAUGAAGGCGCUACGGUGAUUGAGCCCAAGAAGGCGUUCUACUCGGUGCCUAUCGCGACGCUAGAUUUUGCGUCGCUGUAUCCGUCGAUCAUGCAGGCCUUCAACCUCUGCUACUCUACACUGGUUGCGCCCGGAGAUGUUGACAAGCUGGCUCCUGGCGACUACGAGAGGUCUCCUUCAGGCGAUAUCUUCGUGACUAGCAAGAAGAAGAAGGGUAUUCUGCCGUUGAUUCUGGAGGAAGUGCUGGCGGCACGUAAGCAGGCGAAGUGGGACAUGAAUGCCGCGACCGAUCCUAUGGAAAAGGCAGUGCAGAAUGGACGACAGCUAGCGCUUAAGGUGAGUGCCAACUCGGUGUACGGUUUCACCGGUGCAAUUGUGGGCCAAAUGCCGUGUAUUCCUAUCGCGUCCAGUACCACGGCAUACGGCCGUCAGCUUCUGUUCCGGACGCGGGAAGAGGUCGAGCGCAUCUACACUAUUGCCAACGGAUACAAGGCGGAUGCACAGGUGGUGUACGGUGAUACGGAUUCUGUUAUGAUUAAGUUCGGCGUUGACACGGUGGAGGAAGCGAUGCCGCUUGCCGAAGAGGCUGCCAAGCGUGUGUCGGAUAUCUUCCCGAACCCAAUCAAGCUCGAGUUCGAGAAGGUGUACUUCCCGUACCUGCUGAUGAACAAGAAGCGAUACGCUGGUCUGCUCUGGACGAAACCCGAGAAGUACGACAAGCUGGACUCGAAGGGUCUUGAGACUGUGCGUCGUGACAACUGUCUGCUGGUGAGACGCAUGGUGGAAUCCGUGCUGCGCAAGAUCCUUAUCAAUCGUGACGUACCGGGAGCCAUUUCGUACACAAAGAAUGUUAUUUCGGACCUGCUCCAGAACCGUAUCGAUAUCUCGCUGCUGGUGAUCACGAAGGGACUGAAGAAGACGGUGGAUCAGGACGACUACAAAGUGAAACAGGCUCACACUGAGCUGGCGGAACGCAUGCGAAAGCGCGACCCCGGUUCAGCUCCAGCGUUGGGUGAGCGCAUUGCCUACGUAAUUAUCGAUAAGGGCAAAGCGACGCCGCUGUACGACAAGGCUGAAGACCCGGUGUAUGCGCUGGAGAACAACAUCCCGAUCGAUUGCGACUACUACAUGAAGCAGCAGUUGCAGAACCCGCUGGAGCGUAUCUUCGAGCCCAUUAUUGGCCUGAGCAAGGUCAAGUCGGAUCUGCUGAACGGUGCGCACACGCUCAAGCGCUCCAAGCCCGUCCUGAAGCAGAACAGCGGAGGUAUGAUGAACUUCGCCGUGAAGAAGCUCAAGUGUCUGGGCUGCAAGGCCCCGCUGAACGGCAAGGGUGCGCUGUGCCGCAGCUGCGUGGAGCGUGAGGCGGAGGUGUUUUCACGACAGCUAGAGUCGGUCAACGAGCUGGAGCACUUGUUCGCGCGACUGUGGACGCAGUGCCAGAACUGCCAGGGCAGUCUGCACCAGGACGUGCUGUGCUCGAGCCGCGAUUGCCCUAUUUUCUACAAGCGCAUCAAGGUGCAGAAGGACCUCGGCGAGGCCCAGGCCUCCCUGGAGCGAUUCCAAUCCGUCGACUGGUAG